AUGUGGUCUGCUCUCCUCCUUCUCCUCUUUACGAACCCUGCCGUCGGUACAUCUGUCCAACCUCGAGCCAUUAUUGACCCGACCAUCAAAACCGCCACGCUGUACGGUGUCAUUGCGCAGUAUGAACCCAAUUAUCUAGAUAGAGAUUCCUGCGGUACAACUGCAUGGGGUGAUCGAGUGCUCUACGUCUGCCGAGAUACUGAGAUCUACGUCGAUCGCGAGAACACGACCAAAGGGACCGCUGCGUUUUUCUCCUCCUCCGCAUCGUAUAUUAACAAGAACGCCGAUGGGAGUCUCCCCUUUGAGCCCUACAAUUCGAGUGCCUACGGUGACUACGGAUACGAGAUGGGGUUCAAAUACCGUCUCCCGACGUAUGGAAACAAUCACAAUAUGUCUUUUUAUCCUCUUCAAGCGGAUGAAGAUCCACAAGACAAUGGUGGUAAUACGACAGCCGGAACUCGAUUUGUCAUCUGGCCAGACUCGCCUCCCCUCGUCUCGCCUCAGAACACAUCGUCGUCGUCGUCGACGUGUGGUGAUGGAAAAAUCAGAGCUUACACAUGGAUCAAGAAGGCUGAAAUUACAGAUCAUUUGAGCGUCGUCAUUCCUUAUCCUGCCACUUCGCUGUAUCGACUAGAUUAUGAUCCUGCUGUUCAAGGUCACGGUGACACCUUGCCAGAGGUCACCAUUGUUCAAGAAGAGUUCUUCAAGGAGAAUGAAUGGAAUUAUGGGACCUAUGGUAGCGUCUCUGGGAACGGUUAUUCAUACCUUUACGGACAGCCUCUCGCCGCUCCCAAUGUCUCCCUCGCACGCGUUCCUCAAGGUUCAGAGGAAAACGUGUCAGACUACGAAUACUUUGUCGGCGGUCAAUGGACGUCGACCAUGCCUGCACUCAACGACUCGGCAUCUUGGCUCCCUGAAACGUUUGGAGCUCAAGGAUCAUUCUAUUAUUCGGAAGUUUGGCAAUGCUAUGUCUGGAUAGGUCAACCUCAGAACAAUAUUGCGUUUGACGUCUUGAUCAGUACAGCGCCAGCACCUGAAGGACCAUGGACGGGACCCAAAUUGAUCUAUACCGAGAACGACCAUUUGACCGGGUUCCACUAUACUAUCCAAGCGAACCCUGCCUUGUUGUCGAGUCCCACGGAGAACGCCAUGUGGGUCAGUUACACACAAGCUAUCAGCGGGUACGGGUACAAUACAAUCUUGUACAAGUUUGAUUGGGAGUAA
Kockovaella imperatae is the source of this 1224-nucleotide messenger RNA. RefSeq lists its product as hypothetical. The record is from RefSeq and is a predicted model, not a curated record. The transcript has 2 exons. NCBI's taxonomy places the organism in Eukaryota, Fungi, Basidiomycota, Tremellomycetes, Tremellales, Cuniculitremaceae. The coding region runs from base 1 to 1224 and encodes 407 amino acids.